This is a messenger RNA of Ambispora gerdemannii, 344 nucleotides long. Lineage: Eukaryota; Fungi; Glomeromycota; Glomeromycetes; Archaeosporales; Ambisporaceae. The record is from the annotation of a GenBank genome assembly.
AAUCAGCGUAUGAUUGGCGCUCGGUUGCGUCUGAUGAAUUUAUUUUUUCCUUCAAUGAUGGAAAAGAUAUUAAUGGUGCAAAAAUUUCACACAACACUCAAAACGGAUCUACAAGACCACCGGUUACAACAGUUCAUGGUCCUUAUUUUCAUUAUGAUUUAUUUAUCAGUGACAAAUGUAACCAAAAUACCUUGAGCUGGUAUAAAUGUUGUAACUAUCAAAAUCAAAAUUUAUGGGUUAAUACACAUUUCGGCAUAUCCCCAUUAUUAGUAAAUAAAACACAACAUUUCAAAAUAGAUGAGUAUGAAGUAUUUCAAGUAUCGAAAAAAAAUCAUGUAAAAUAA